AUGUAAAAGAAGAGGGAGAAGUUUAGGAUUGAAACUCGAAGAAACGAUCUUGAAAGAUGCUUUAAAUAAAAAAGAGAAAUCUUAGAUUAGGGUGCAAUAAUUACUAUAGGAGAAUACUGCUAUAAUUCUGAUAAUUUAUUGGGGAAGGGUUCUUAUUGUUAGGUAUAUGCGGGAUGGAAAUGCUAGAAUAGGAACAAGAAGGUGGCAAUAAGAGUGAUGCUUGGGAACGAGAGAGUAAGCUCGGAAAUAGAAUUGUAGAAAAGUUUAAAAUCAAAGAAUAUUGCUAAGAUUUAUGAUGAUGUAAAGAUUGAUGACAAACAUUACAUAAUAAUGGAAUUGUGCGAUGAGUCUCUAAGCAAGCGGUAUCAAGAGUUUAGUAGAAAUGAGGCCAUUUAAUAUUUUUAGCAAAUUCUUAAUGGUCUAGAAGAGUUGCAGAAACACAAAAUUAUCCACAGGGAUUUGAAAUUAGACAACAUCCUAUUGAAAAAGAGAUAAAUAAAGAUCAUUGAUUUUGGAUUUGCCAAGAGCAUUUCAGACAAUGGAUUGGGAACUGAGUCAGUCAAGUGUGGAACUCCUGAGACAAUGGCACCAGAAGUCCACAAAAGCAAUAAGCGAACAAUCUACAGUGACAAGUAGGAUGUUUGGGCUUUGGGAAUUAUUUUGCACUAAUUAUUUUAUAAAAUCCAUCCAUUUGAAUCAUUGGAGUGUCUUUUGGAGAAUAAGAGGAGAGACACUCGAGAAGAAGAGGAUGAAGUAGUUAAUGAUUUCAUCGACAAGUGUUUGACUGAGGAAGACAAAAGAAUGACCAUAAAAGAAGCUCUGCAACAUCGGAUUCGUAAAUAUUAAAUUGCCAUUGACUCUGAUGACUAGAAGACACUCUUUGGCUAGAUAAAGGAUUGCGUUUAAAGCAAAUUGGAAAGUCUGACUCACUACUGGUAUGAAACAGUAAGGGGUUACUUAAUUAAAUGA
Molecule: messenger RNA, 969 nt
Organism: Paramecium tetraurelia
Lineage: Eukaryota; Ciliophora; Oligohymenophorea; Peniculida; Parameciidae
Exons: 5
Biological process (GO): autophagosome organization; protein autophosphorylation; peptidyl-serine phosphorylation
Cellular component (GO): cytoplasm; autophagosome
Molecular function (GO): ATP binding; protein serine/threonine kinase activity
Source: RefSeq, a predicted model, not a curated record